This is a messenger RNA of Chinchilla lanigera (long-tailed chinchilla), 4491 nucleotides long. RefSeq names its product guanosine monophosphate reductase (gene Gmpr). The record is from RefSeq and is a predicted model, not a curated record. Gene Ontology annotation, biological process: nucleotide metabolic process. The transcript has 9 exons. The coding region runs from base 146 to 1183 and encodes 345 amino acids. Lineage: Eukaryota; Metazoa; Chordata; Mammalia; Rodentia; Chinchillidae. Gene Ontology annotation, molecular function: GMP reductase activity. Gene Ontology annotation, cellular component: GMP reductase complex.
GGCAGGGGCGGGUUUAAGAGCUCGGCGUGCGCGGACCCGCGGGAGAACCCGGCAGCUGCUGGCUGAGCACCCAAGCCCUGCGCCACGCACGCGCCCGGGCCCCGCGCUGCUGUCACCUUCGCUUGGGGAAGGAGCCUCGCGCACCAUGCCCCGCAUAGAUGCGGACCUCAAGCUGGACUUCAAAGAUGUCCUGCUCCGACCUAAGCGGAGCAGCCUUAAGAGCCGCGCCGAGGUGAAUCUUGAGAAUACAUUUACAUUUCGAAACUCGAAGCAGACCUACUCUGGGAUCCCCAUCAUCGUGGCCAACAUGGACACCGUGGGGACAUUUGAGAUGGCAGUUGUGAUGUCACAGCACUCCAUGUUUACAGCGAUUCAUAAGCAUUACACGCUGGAUGACUGGAAGUGCUUUGCCACGCUGCACCCCGAAUGCCUGCCGAACGUGGCUGUGAGUUCGGGCAGCGGGCAGAAUGACCUGGACAAGAUGAGCAGCAUCCUGGCGGCCCUGCCACAGGUGAAGUACAUUUGCCUCGAUGUGGCCAACGGGUAUUCAGAGCAUUUUGUGGAGUUUGUGAAACUGGUCCGAGCCAAGUUUCCCGAGCAUACCAUCAUGGCAGGAAAUGUGGUGACGGGAGAGAUGGUGGAAGAGCUUAUUCUUUCCGGAGCAGAUAUCAUCAAAGUGGGAGUUGGGCCGGGUUCCGUGUGUACCACCCGCACCAAGACCGGGGUGGGCUACCCCCAGCUGAGUGCGGUGAUAGAGUGCGCAGACUCUGCCCAUGGCCUCAAGGGCCACAUCAUCUCUGAUGGAGGUUGCACAUGUCCAGGAGAUGUCGCCAAAGCCUUCGGAGCUGGAGCUGACUUCGUCAUGCUGGGAGGGAUGUUCUCGGGCCACACGGAGUGUGCAGGGGAAGUGAUCGAGAGGAACGGACAGAAGCUCAAGCUGUUCUACGGGAUGAGCUCGGAAACGGCCAUGAAGAAACACGCAGGAGGAGUGGCUGAGUACAGAGCCUCUGAGGGCAAGACUGUGGAAGUGCCUUACAAGGGGGAUGUGGAACACACGAUUCUGGAUAUUCUCGGGGGACUGAGGUCUACCUGCACCUAUGUGGGGGCCGCCAAGCUCAAGGAGCUCAGCAGGAGAGCAACGUUCAUCCGGGUGACCCAGCAGCACAACACUGUGUUCAGUUAACCUUGGGACAAAGCUGGAGCCGAAGCCGCCAUCUCGCACACCGCUUUUCCCAUCUCCCUCCUGUCCAUCGCUCCAGAGCUGCUGGCUGCUCCCGAAUGGUGGAAUGCUGCGUCCUUUCUCCCCUUCCUGCUGCCUGGAGGCUUUGGGGCUCCCUAGUGCCUUCUUGGGGCCCAGAUGCAGGGCCCUAAUUGGGCCAAUGGCCCAGGACUCAUAGCCUCAUUGUUCACUUGCACCUUUGUUUUUUUUUUAAGAAAAUGGUUUUCCUUUAAUAUAAUGCUAUUAUCUUGAGAUUCCAUGGAGUGCUGGAGUUUGCAUUUGCAGAAGCCAAGUUUCACGGGGUUGUUAGAGAUAGUGCUGCUGCCUUCCUAGCCAGGUAAGUGGCACACGUGGCUGCCAGCAUUGGAGAUGCCCUGGGGAGGGCUGGGCUGAGUCCAGGUAGCCGGUGUCCCUUCCCCUCCAGCUGUUGGUGGCUGGAAAAGGGCAUAAAGCUGCUUCUAGGAAGCUGGCCCUAUCCUGGGUUUAGUUUAUUUUUCUCCAUCCAUUUUUUCCUUCCCUUCGCCAUCUCAGCUGGUCAGGCCGGCCCCUGUCAAAGAGAUUAUAAAAGAUGAUGUGUGAAAAAUGAGCAGGUAGAGUCCUACUGGAAAACAGAGGCUUUGCUCAGCAGCCCCCUAAAAGGCAUUGGUUUAAAAAGUGGCAUUUCCAUCUUUCCCUUGCUGGGAUUUAUAUGCGGUUCUGCCGGACAGUGGUGAGCUAGUGGGCUGGUGAUGGUGACUCUGUCUUGGAGAAAGGACCCACCACGGUUCUCUCAGUGCUAGACACUCGAGUUGAAGUUACUGGUCGAGUAAGUUCAUGCAUGCCAGAGUAUUCUGCUUUUCUUGUUAACAAGGCGAAUGAAGCAGGGACCUGAGAUUGUCUCUGAAAGGCGAGCACGGGCCUAGAGUAGAGAAAGGGCCUAAUGGUGCUAUUGAGGCAGGCAUCCAUCACCCGACAUCCUGAGGGACCUGAGGGACCCGAGGGACCCGAGGGCCUCGUCCCAGCAUCAUGCUGGGGAAGUAGAAGCCCGUUUUUAGUCUUUUAAGGAAAACAUUUAAAGGCCCAGCAGUUUUUAGCAAUUAUCUAAGCCACUGCCCCCAUUCUUAAUGCAUUGCUCUUGUAGCCAUAGAAACAUGAAAGGCUGCACUUGAGAGAUGAGAGUGAGGUUAGGAGGGCAGAGGGGGAGGUAGAGUGAGAGGAGGGUCACGACAAGGGCCCCGCCUCCUCCCUGCCUGUCUCCGUGCAGGCUCAGCCUCUCCUGACUGACACUCUUCAGAAAUGUUUGGAGAAGAAGAGAUGUGAAGAAAAGUAAAUCUUAAAGAAAUCCCUUAGGAAGGUGCUGCAGUGGUAAGGGAAUGUCUUUCAGGACCAGGUCCAACUCCACGCUCCUGCUGUUGUAGCCAGAGGUCACCAGCACCCCGUUUUUCUGAGACCUGGCUCCCGUGCCACCGUCUGUGCAGGGAGGGUGACACCUGGGCUGCCUUACCCACCUCGGUAAAGACUUUGCCGACUAGCUCUUCGUUUUCACGACGGAAGGCAGGUCCCUUGCAGUCCACUUUCUAGUGAAGUAAAGAUAGUUACUGCAAAGCCUAAAACCCACGAGGAUCAUUUUAAAGCAGAGGCUUCCUGAGAACUAAUGCCUCACUCCCUUUAGCUUUCCAAGUCUUAUCCACUUGUAGUAGUUAUGGACUUGGUGGGGCGUCCCUCAGCCCAGGUAGCAGACAGGAUGUGGGCAGAGGUCAAGCGUGUAGCCCCGCUGCCUCCCCACUGGGCUCCCUGUGCUGGCAGGGGUGGGCCAGGGCGAUCACCCUGGUGCCAUUCACCUUCACGAGGCAAUACUCGAGGCCUGCCCCCCGCAGCACACAGCUAGUCUUUGCCCCUAAUCAGUGUAGUCCCCGGUGAUGUCACACCAUUAGACUCCAAACUUGGCUGGUCCCUUAGUGUCUAACGGAAGCCAGGCCGGAAAGGAAGAUGGGGACAGCUUCAGCAGGCUUGGCCAAAGCACAGUCCACUCUAAGCCAAAGCUGCUCUAGAGGAGGACACAGGGCAAGUCCUUCUCGUCUGGUCUGAGGAUCAUCCAGUCCCCACUGGCUCAGUGCCCAUCCAUUCACACCCUAAUGCAGCUGUGGUGGGACGUCUGGUUGCAUGUCCCCAAAACUCACCAAGAUGACUGUGGAAGGGAAGGAGUUCCCAUCUUGCUGGGGCCAGGUGAAGACUUUGACUCGAACCCCAAAGUUAACUUUCACCUGCGUUAACCUUGAAUUCGUAACCAGACAGCCAUCCAUGUAGUCUGGAAUCUAACAGUGGGGACACCUCAAGGGCCUGCAUUGAUCAGGGGCACCCCCAGCUGUGUGCUGUGACACAGCUGGCCUCAAAACAUUGAAAGCGUCAUCCAUGCAAGUCACAUGGCACCCAGGUUAUGGGCUUGGUGGCAGGGGGUCUUGAAGAGUGACUUUCAGGGCAACUGUUGAGCCUCCUGUUUUUAUGACUGAGCCCCACACAAACCUGUGGCACGGUGUUCUGCAGACAAACACAGGGAAGCUCCUAACCCAGUGAGCCUUCCCUCCUCUGACCCAGUUUACAGCUGAAGUGUAGGAAACACACUGAUUCUAUCACAAGAGCCCGUGGAGCUGCCCAAUGCUUAAAAAGAAAAACCAUUUAUAAACAUCAGUAUUCAGAUAGGAGAUACAGGCCUGAGCGGAACAAGACAUUGGAUACGGACACAUGGACGUUGACGUUUUAGCGUAGAAUGUUCUAGAACCUUUUCUUUAGCACAGCCCCAUUCCCAACAGAAGUCAGCAGGGGAGGAUUCAUGGGAUCACAGCACAAGGAAGAAAGAGCUGCCACCACCAUUUUCUCUGCCUUGUCUUUGAGGAUCCAACAAAAAGUAAAGCCACACAUUUGCAAUUGGCACUGUUAUUUUAUUAGUACGAGUAUACUGAAACAAUAAACUUGUACUGGUAUACAGACAAUUUAUUUAAAACAAUUUUGUUCAAAUUUUGAAUCAAACAUUGUUUUAUUAUAAUAAUGAAAUAAUUUCUACCUAGAAAACCUGCAAGCACCAUCAAAGAAAGGGACCAUAAAAUUCAAUAAACAGACUCGAGUGUAUCCUACAAAUAGACACACCACGAUUAGAAAAUAGAAUAUGAAUUCUUCCAUUUUUUUAAUAUUUGUUUUAAAAAAGCUAGUGCAAGUACAAUAUUUUACACUGGAAUUACAGAGUAUGCACGCAUAUGGAAAAAAGUUCUGUCACAAUAAAAGCUCUUAACUAUGUA